Messenger RNA from Aspergillus puulaauensis, 222 nucleotides. RefSeq lists its product as uncharacterized. Bases 1 to 222 code for a protein of 73 amino acids. The transcript is spliced from 2 exons. NCBI's taxonomy places the organism in Eukaryota, Fungi, Ascomycota, Eurotiomycetes, Eurotiales, Aspergillaceae. The record is from RefSeq and is a predicted model, not a curated record.
AUGAAACGAGCGGGGCACGUGACCCACUUACUAGGCCCAAAGGGGGUUACGACGGCCACCGGCUCCUGCGACGAGGGCGGGAAUUCAUCAUCUGGACCUCCUGGAGAGCCUCCUAUCUGUGAUUUCUCGCUUCCCCCUUGCAAGAAAGAACUGAGUUUCCACCUGUUGUCGGUUUCCGCUCACCAACUGCCUACGGAUCCAGCCACGUCGAGUCUUGUCUGA